AAAAAAAUAAUAGUUAAUAGAACCCUUUCAACCUGACAGACACCGAGCAGGAAGCCUUUCAACACAUCCACAUUGUUGUUAAGCAAUUGUGAAAAAUUGCACAGGACACGUUUUAGUAGAACUAGGCUUGCACAGUGCUGUAGAGCUUGUAAUAUUAUAAAGCCUCUGACAAAAGUUGGGCAAUGUGUAGAUUAUAUGUGCUGGUCUUUAGAUCUGUUCAAUUGUAUUGCCCAUUAGCUUACAGUUUUUUAAUCAAAGAAGAACCCAAUAGAAUACUUGGGAAUCGUCUGUUCCAGCCACACAAGGGCAUGUUUUAAUCACAAGCUAUACACCACAUGUGAAACCAUGAUUUUGACACACACAGGACGGAAGCACACUACCACACUCAACUAUGAAACAGUCAACACUGUCACCAAAAUCCCAGGUCAACAAUACUUCCCCAUCACCACCAUACUCCCACAAGGGGGAGGGAAUCUUUGAUGUUACGGGGAUCUCCUUCUCAACGUCAUGUGGCGCUGCUUGGACCGUGCGGAUCCAGUGAAACUCGCUGAAGACCAAGGGUUGACGCCGGGCAAAUAUGCUUGAAUGCUACAGCAGUGGGAGGGUUCGGUAAAAGCCCACCGCUCUCCUGUUCUCGGCUGUUCAAUGGGAGGAGCCAGUCGGCGUAUUGAGCUUGGAGACAGAGGGUCGACAGAAGGCCUACGUGACUGACUGGGUAAUGGGGCCGGAGAGACAGGAAGUCAGCUCGUGAUGUGGAUCAGCACCCCGUCGUCCGAGGACAUAUAACGCGCAAGAGAGAGACAAGAGACAGACGGGAGGAUUUUGCUCUUUUUGUUUCACUUUUUUUAUUGUUGCUUUUGUUGGCCAGUGGCAUCCUUAUCAAACAUGGCUUCCACUUGCUGGAAAUAUUCAUGUCACAGACGCCUGCUUCACUCUACCACAGGGCCGCUCUCUCUUCUCCCGCAAGGCAAACCGUGAAGAGACGGAAACCCUUUAAAAACCACACACGCGCACCCACACCCACACAUACACACACACACACACACACACACACACACACACCUUUCUGACUGCAUGAGUGUUGGGCUGGCGGUGCGGUUUGGCUCCAGACGAUGAAGAGACCCAAGCAGCAGUCCCAGCCCCUCAGCUUCCUCAGCUUCUUCAGCCGCAAGCCCAAGGCAGAGUCCCGCAUCGAGAAGCCCCCGGGAGCCGCCGCCAGUCCAGAGGUCUCCAUCACUCUAACACCCAACAAUGAGCAAGAUCCAGCGGAGCAGGACCAGAGUGCAUCAGUAGAAGGCCAGCAUGGAGUGGAGAUGGCUGGCAGCGGAGUGGUGGGCGGUGGAGGCCAGGAGAGAGCGAGAGGAGAGAUCCCUGCUGCUGCUGCUGCCUCUGCUGCAUGCUGCCCCGGAGAGCAGGAGCCAGGGCAGGAGGGGGCCCCCGCUAGGGUCCACUGCCACCAGGGAGCGCCGGGGGCCUCAGCUGACUGUGGCAGCGGAUCGGGAUCCGGAUCAGGAUCUGGAUCUGGGUCAGGAUCGGGCUCCACGGGCGUGUUGACUCUCUCGCUCUCCAGCCAAGACCAGCUGCAGAUGGAGCACCUGGAGGAGUGUCCCCUGUGCCUGCUGAGCCAGCCGCGCAGCCACUUCCCACGCCUGUCCUCGUGCCCGCACCGGGCCUGCACCGACUGCCUGCGCCAGUACCUGCGCAUCGAGAUCUCCGAGAGCCGCGUGGGCAUCGCCUGCCCGCAGUGCCCUGAGGCGCUAGCGCUGCCCGACGUGCGCGCCAUCCUGGACGACAGCAGCCUCCUGGAGCGCUUCGAGGAGUACCAGCUUCGCCGCUUCCUGGCCGCCGACCCGGACACGCGCUGGUGCCCCGCGCCCGACUGCAGCUACGCGGUGAUUGCCUACGGCUGUGCGGAGUGUCCCAAGCUGAGCUGUGGGCGCGAGGGCUGCCAUACGGAGUUCUGCUACCACUGCCGGCAGCUGUGGCACCCGGACCAGACGUGCGACCAGGCGCGGCGCCAGAGAGCGCGCUACACCACCGGCGCAGAGGCCUCCACGCUCUACGUCUUCAACGAGGAGCAGUGCGGAGAUGCGGAGGAGAUCAAGGCUUGUCCUCGAUGCGGUGCCUACAUCAUGAAGACCAACGAUGGCAGCUGCAACCGAAUGAACUGCACCGUCUGCGCCUGCCAGUUCUGCUGGCUCUGCCUGCAAGAGAUCACCGAUGUGCACUAUCUCAGUCCCUCCGGCUGUACCUUCUGGGGCAAGAAGCCGUGGUCCCAGACGCGCAAGGUGCUGUGGCAGAUGGGCAUGUUGCUGGGGGCGCCCGUGGUCAUCUCACUCAUCGCAGGCAUCGCCAUACCCGUCGUCAUCGUUGGCAUCCCCAUAUUCAUGGGCCGCAAGCUCCAUGGUCGCUGUAAGAAAAACAAUAUCUCAGGAAGCAAACACUACUUGACGGUGGCCAGUGGAGUCAUGAUGUCUGUAUUCGUGUCACCGGUCAUAGCAGCCAUCACUGUGGGUGUGGGCGUACCACUAAUGUUGACGUACGUCUACGGCGUGGUGCCCAUGUCGCUCUGUCGAAACGGGUGGUGCCGGCCUCAGACCGAACGGCCCGAGGCACAGAAAAUCCAGCUGGAGGACUUAGCCAACUAUCUUCUAUUUUCUCAUGUAGUCAGUGACCACUGGACAGGCCAGCCCAACCGGGCGCUAAGCAACACCAGCUUACAGGAAGUUCCUCAGCCGGUGUGCCCCGACUCCCCGGAAGACUCCUUACCGGACGAGCACGUGGUGGUCGUGACCUCAGCAGAGCAGGAAGAGGAGGAAGAAGAGGAAGAGGAGGAGGAGGAGAAGGAGGAGCGGGAAGAAGAAGAGGAGGAGGAGGAGGAAGAUGAGCACUCACAGCAGGAGGCAUUCAGUAGCAGCCAGACGUUUGCCUUGAGGGAGGGGACUAACAUCGAGGUGCGGGUGGAGAUCGAGGCCCAGCCGCGUGGUGCUAGGCAACCCAGCCUCAGCAGCGUACUGUCCAGCCAGAGCCUGUCUGGAGACGGAGAGUCUCUGCACCAAUCCCAGGAACCGCUGUGUGCCUCCUCCCACCACCAGGCCGGGGACAGAGACCUCCCGUCCACAGCAGCUGCUGAGAUGCUGAGCGUGUCUGAGCCCCUGGGGGGCGGUGGGGGUGGCGUGGAGUAUCCCACCUUCCCGCUGACCUUCUUUGGAGAAACCACACCACCCCUCUUAUAGUGAUGCUGGUCCUGGUUGCACCCCAUGCACACCCCUGUCUCACCUGCCUUGAUUAACCACCCCCCCCCCUUCCACUUAUUCAGUGCUAAGAUGGAACAGUGUCUGGAUCUUGGCCAGAACCCCCCUCCCCCCACCUUGGCCCUGGAGAGGAACCCUGGUCUUGGUCCCGGUUCAGAAGCCCUGGUUCCCCUAAUCCCAGUUAUGUUGAUUAAUUAAACCACGAUCCAGAUGCUGUUCCGGAUCCGGUCCGCCCAUGCACUGACACCUUCAAUCCAAUUACAUUUGAAGGACAAGUGCCAUCAGUUGGCAUACACAUAAUAAACAUACACUUCCACUGUUUUCUAUGGAAACCGGUAGUCGUUUUUCCUUCUUUACUUCAAAAACGGAACUGGUCUGACCUCGCCGUGAAAAAGGCUAAAUGAUCAAGGCCCACGACUUCUUCCCCAAACAAGCAACCAACCACUUGACUCUUUCUGUGCCUGGAAGCCACGUGGGUUACGAUAAAACAAGGGGACAGUGAAAUGAAACGAAAAUGUGAGUGAAGAAGCGAAGGAGAGCGUAGAGCAGACAGACUGAGAGCCUUGAGAGACACAUAUGACUUUGAGAGAAACAAGGACACGGGCCCAUGUAAGUGCCCAAAGGCAGCUUCCCCAAUGCCAUAAGGAGGAUUUCAGCUGAAAAAACUAACUGAAUGAAUAAAUAAAUCAAUAAAUAAAUAAAUCAAUAAAUAACGGACUCACUAAUAAAAGAGCAUGUUUGUCAGCUAGUCUGAUGGGAAUUUUAGCCUUGAGUUUUCCUCCUCUUUUUUGAUGUUUUUUCCCCCUCUUUCUUUUAAAGGACGUGGCUUAAUGAAAGCUUUGCCUUGGUGGCUCUAUGUAUUUUAUUUAUAUAGUAUAUGUUUCAGCCCUCCUUUUAAGCUUAACUGUUGGAGACCCUCCCUCCCUUUCUCCCGCCUCAAAGAGAGUUUUCAAUAUUUUAGGAGUACGAUUUCCCACCCGCAAGGAUGCAUAGCCAAAAUUUGACUCCGCGCAGUAACCGUACCCUAGCGCAGCAUGUCUGAGCAGAUGCUGCCUUUUGGCCAUUGGCACUGCGAAGCUACGGGCUACCACCAAUAAACAACGUUUCUAAUGGGCUUUUCCCAUAUGCUCUCUCUUUCUCUUUCUCUUUCUCUCUCUCUCUCUCUCUCUCUCUCUCUCUCUCUCUCUCUCUCUCUCCCUCCCUCCUGUGGUGUGUGUAGUUCAAUUAUGCAAGUCUUUUUACAUAAGUCCUCCUUAGCCCACCAACCCUGCUCCUUCUUUGCCCCCACUUUAGACUAGGAAGGCUAAAGUAGGCCUUUAGAAUGUGUUACUAUGGGACAGCUGAAGUCCCAAUCAACACUCAUUUUUUUUCAACAGCAUAAUGAGGCCAUGGGCCGUGUGCAAAACCUUCACUUGUUCAAUACACACUGUGCUGUGUAGGGAAGAACACAAUGCAUCUCAAACCCUUAGUAGUAACACACGACAUAGACUGUACUGUACUAUGUAGUGAAUGAGUCAAGAUUUAGGACAUAGCCUAUGCCAGUAGUUCCCAAACUGAGGGUCGGGAGGGACGCUAAGGCACUGCCUAUGCUGUCAGUGUCCGCCCUUGGAGUAAACCUCACUGUAUGUGUGACACUAGAGAAAAAGGUUCUCCAACACACCACUUCCAGACUCUGACGAGUGAACGUCCUUGACCUGAUUGAUGGGUGGAUCAUACGCUGUAUAGUUUUCAACCAGGGGUCAGUGGCCCCCACUGUUGGUCUGUGGCAGUAUUGCUGUUGGUCCGUGACUUGCUAUGCAAAUAAGUAGGCUACUACAAAUAUAGGGUAUACGUAAACAGAGUAGUCUGUGGACUAACUGCUCCCUCCGAAUGGUGGUAUGUGGGCCAGAACCAGUUGAAGACCCCUUAUCUUGCCAACAAGGCCCAAAAAGGUUCUUGGAAGAACCCCGUAAUCGUGUGGAAUCGAGUGGAACUAACUUGGACGUAGCCCUUUUGCUGUACCAUCUGAGGCACAUAACAUAGGGCCUUUAGUGCAAUACGACUCGGUCAUUGCCAUUCUGGUAACAGCAAAUUUAUAAGUUAUAAGUAUAAAUUUAUAUUUAAUGGGUUAACAAGGUUACAUUUCUUAAUUAAUUAGUAAAAAAAAGGUUUUAAUUUCAUCCCCAGGCAGGGGGGUGCAUGAGUGGAGUUUGGAGUGAGGAGAUUAUCAUUCUCAGGCAGCUUUUACUGUAAGUCCUGUGAGAGCCAGAGAAGCUUGUGAGGUAACCACUGACCCCCCACUGCAGUGACAUCAUUCAACACUGCCCCUCUAAACCACGCUCGCUCGCUCGCUCCCAAAACCUACUUAUGGCUGUUCUUGCAUUGCCUGGUACCAGCUCAGCUCUCUCUCUCUCUCUCUCUCUCUCUCUCUCUCUCUCUCUCUCUCUCUGUCUCGACUCAACUCACAUUUUUUGUCGUUUUUCCACUGGAUAAAAAUAUCGCUGUUCUGUGUUGCACAUGGUAUUGCAUACUAUUUGUUGUAUCGAUUCUGUAAAGGUUUCAGGGGUGUUGAAAUGGGUGACAUAUUACUAUUACUACAGAUGGUUAAGUCAACCAGUUGCAUUUUCUAAGCAGUGGGUGCAUCAAGUAUGAAAACAGCGAGUAAAAUGGAGUGGCUGAUGUGGUAGGCUACUAGGGCAGCAGAAAAUAGACUUUCUUCACUCAGUUGAGGUCUGGGGUGUCUGUGAACUGGGUGUCUGUGAAUGUUGACAGAACAAUGUUUUUGUUCAGUUUGUUCAGUCCUAUAAAAUGUUUUCUUAGUAGGAUUAAAAUGAGGUUCUUUGAUUUAUAAAAGAAAUGCAGCUCAACUUCCUCAUAUAACUCUUGUGCUUUUUUAUUGACCAUGGUCCUUCACUGACAGUUGCUUGAUCGCUAUCUGCAAAGCAGUCUCUUUCCUCCAAGUCCUUGAAAUGUUUGAUGGAUAUUUUGUGAAAGGUCUGAUCCUUAAAGGCGUGUAGAUGAAUGAAUGGAUGGAUGGAUGGAUGGAUGGAUGGAUGGAUGGUGGAUGGAUGGAUGGACGGAUCGACCAUUGGAUUGGUAGUCCUAGAUUUUAUUUUUCACAGAAUACGGACCCUAUUGUGCACUGGACAGUUUUAUGGUGCAGUUUUGGGGUUUGUUUGUUUGUUUGUUUUUUCAAACCACUACGCUUUUCAAAUCAGCCAGCCGUGCUGUUUAGAGCAAUAGUGACAUCCCUCACCUCAACGUCGAGUAGAGAUGAGCAGACAUGGCUGCGUCUGCCCUCCAGUUGGGCCGCUGAAAAGCACCACGGGCCGCUAAAAAGCUCCACGGGCCGCUGAA
Messenger RNA from Engraulis encrasicolus (European anchovy), 6590 nucleotides. RefSeq names its product E3 ubiquitin-protein ligase RNF19B. Gene Ontology annotation, molecular function: ubiquitin protein ligase activity; zinc ion binding; ubiquitin conjugating enzyme binding. The transcript has 13 exons. Lineage: Eukaryota; Metazoa; Chordata; Actinopteri; Clupeiformes; Engraulidae. The record is from RefSeq and is a predicted model, not a curated record. Gene Ontology annotation, biological process: ubiquitin-dependent protein catabolic process; protein polyubiquitination; positive regulation of proteasomal ubiquitin-dependent protein catabolic process. The coding region runs from base 1113 to 3236 and encodes 707 amino acids. Gene Ontology annotation, cellular component: ubiquitin ligase complex; cytoplasm.